GCGGGUUAGACAAUAGGUCUGUGCUUCAAGUGGUAAUUCCUGGAGAGGCGGAGGACAAUCUAGCAAGUGCCACCUUGGUAUGCCGUACCCCAUGCCCCUUGGAUCUGGGGGAGCGAGGCACACCCGCACGAGGCCAUGUAAACUGGGCCAGAGAAAGCACUCAGCCAGGGCCCUGGCCCGGUCUAGCGCGGCACCUACCGCCUUCUAGCCCAAUUCCCCGAGCUACUCCGUGCACUCCGAGGAUCGCUCUGCUUUUUGAAAAUUUCCAAGCAGCCUUUGACCACCCGCUGGCCGCACCCGACACGUCGUCAAUCACUCACAUUGUGUCGCACAAGUCAUCCUCAACCUUAUCCACGGUCGCAAGCACCCAGACAUUCCUGGGAUACUGUCUUUUGCCCUGUAUCCAUCCUGCACCGGGCCUGCUGUGCGCCUGUACGUUCCGCCCCAACCGGUGUGAAGAGGCCAAAUUAUCGUCAACCGAGAAAAUAGUGGACUCUUAAGCGGACCACACACCCCCUUUGACACGCUCGAGUCAACAACGAUAUUGGGCUCUCCGUCUUGACAAGACUCCAACAACGUCGGAGUGAAUGCCUACCACGAAACAAUCCAGACCUCCUCAUGUGCUCGCGAUAACCUGGCUCCCAUUCACAACCAGCCCUCUAUUGUUUUGAGCCCGCUCACCACCCAACCAGCCCCACCUGCCACCAACACAUACCCUUCUUGUCCCCGACACAACGCCAAUCCCCCCCACAAUGUCCAAGGCGGUCGCUGUGAAGGAGGCUGUCAAGGAGACCCUCAUAGGCUCUGAGGAGCCUGUGCAGGUGUCUGCCCAGACAAAGGCGCGCUUCAAUUCCAAUGCCAUCAAGGACCCCGAGUCCGGGGAGCUGUACAUGGGCCCCGAAGAGUUCAUCAAUGCUGUUGCGCCUUCAGAUGAGGACUAUCACAAGAUCAAGCGAGACCAGUACCGCCUCCUCUUCUCCGUCGCAGACCGUCAGGACAAGGGCCGUGUUACCAUGCCGGACUGGGCCUACUUCGAAAACCUCUUGAACAAGCCAGACGCCGAGUACGAGAUCGCCUUCAGGCUCUUUGAUGUUGAACGUCUCGGUACUGUAAAGUAUGAGGACUUCCGCCGGCUAUAUGAGUUGAACAAGGGGCCCGACAGCAUCUCAUUCGACUGGGACUGCGAGUGGGCCAAGCUGUAUAUCGGCAGCACCAAGAAGAGGCAUGCCAUGGACUAUGCGCAGUUCUCCCAGAUGCUUCGGGGUCUGCAAGGCGAGAGGAUCCGCCAGGCGUUCCUGCAAUUCGACAGGGACGGCGACGGCUUCAUCGAGCCCGAGGACUUCGAGCGCAUAAUCCUCGAAACCUCCAAGCACAAGCUGUCGGACCACCUCCUGCAGCACCUCAGCACUCUGUGUAACAUCUCAAAGGGCAGCAAGAUCUCUUACGCGAACGUGCGUGCUUUCCAGAACAUGAUUAAGGAGAUGGAUCUGGUAGAGCUCAUUGUCCGCCGCGCGUGUGCCAAGAGCAAGGAUGGCAGGAUCACCCGCACCGAGUUUCUGAACCAGGCCGCCAAGGUCACCCGCUUCUCCCUCUUCACGCCCAUGGAGGCAGACAUCCUCUUCCACUUUGCCAGCAUCGACGAGCCGUCCGGCCGCCUGGCCCUGAAAGACUUCGCCAAGGUGCUGGACCCGUCAUGGAGGAGCCCAGCAUACGAUGACUCCGGCUCAGGUGCGGCUCUGCAGGCCAAGCCCGCCAGCUCAGCACUGCUCAGCAAGGUCCUGGAGUCCGGGUACAACUUCGCGCUCGGCAGCCUGGCUGGCGCCUUUGGCGCCUUCAUGGUCUACCCCAUCGACCUCGUCAAGACCAGGAUGCAGAACCAGAGAAGUGCGGCCGUGGGGCAGCAGCUGUACAACAACUCCCUCGACUGCUUCCGCAAGGUUGUCCGCAACGAAGGCAUCCGUGGCCUGUACUCGGGUGUCAUGCCCCAACUCGUCGGAGUGGCGCCGGAGAAGGCCAUCAAGCUGACUGUCAACGACCUCGUGCGGGGUUUCUUCACCGACAAGAAGACAGGUACCAUCCACCCACUAGCUGAGAUCCUGGCCGGUGGAAGCGCUGGUGGUUGUCAAGUGGUCUUCACGAACCCCCUCGAGAUCGUCAAGAUUCGGCUCCAGGUACAAGGCGAAGCCGUCAAGUCAGGUGCUGAAACUGCGCCCAAGCGAUCGGCGAUGUGGAUUGUCCGUAACCUCGGUCUUGCCGGCCUCUACAAGGGAGCCUCCGCCUGUCUGCUCCGCGACGUGCCCUUCUCCGCCAUUUACUUCCCGACAUACAGCCAUCUCAAGAAGGAUCUGUUCGGGGAGUCGCCGACUAAGAAGCUGGGCAUCGUCCAGCUGCUGACAGCGGGUGCCAUCGCCGGUAUGCCUGCGGCGUAUCUCACCACCCCGGCAGACGUGAUCAAGACCCGUCUCCAGGUGGAGGCUCGCAAGGGCGACACCACCUACAACGGCCUCACCCACGCGGCCAAGACCAUUCUGAAGGAGGAGGGCUUCAAGGCAUUCUUCAAGGGUGGGCCAGCCCGUAUCCUGCGGUCCUCGCCACAAUUCGGUUUCACCCUCGCAGCGUAUGAGCUUCUCCAGCGGACGAUUCCGUUCCCCGGUGGCGCAAAGAGCUCGACGGGCGGUGGUGUGUCGGAGGCGAUGGCGACGCUCAAGGACAAGAUCGACACAAGCCCAUUUGCCAGGAGCAGAAACUCGCUCAAGAUCAUUCUGGAUCUGGACGAGGACUUCGGGCGUGCGAAGCUGCCGGACCAGAAGGGAUGGAAGAACCUCCCCUCUUAUAUGCAGGGCAGCUCUUCCAACGGCAAGGCCUGAGGUGGUGGCCAGAACCCACGAAAUCGGACGAUUCUCUGCCGUCAGGCCACCACGUUCUGGGCCGGAAUGUUACCCUUCCACCCUUCCACAUACGACCCCGACAACCAAAUCCACCCACACAUGCUUGCUGCAUGCAGGCUUCCCCACAUCUGAGGGGGACAGGGUCACACAACAUAGACCCGGGCAAGCCACACAACAACCAGUAUCGUUCCGAUGCUUGCUGCAAUUGGCAUCAGAGGAACAACACAUUCGAUGAUCACAACGAGCAUAUGCGUGCAUGCCUAGGCAGGCACCUUCGGCGUUUCAAGGAGAUCAACUUUAUCAUCACUAUUUUCCUGCUUUACACAAUAUUUUUAGAGUUCUAUCCUCUUUUGUUUUUGAUUUUCAGAUUUCUUCUUAUGCAGAUGUUUCAAUAUUUUCCCCCAUCCCCCUGCUGCCUUAUUGAUGAGGCACGUUGUCUUCCGGUUUUUGUACCACACACGACUGAUAUUUGUUCCAAAGGUCCUGGUGGAGCAUGCCAUCUUCAGGGCUAUAUUGGCACAAAGCCAUGUCAAUGACAGAGAGAGAGACAGAGAGAGCACCGAUGUUUUUCACACGUUCAUGUGUGUGCACGUGAAAAGAAGAGAGAAAAGACAAAGUUGCAAGAAGGCUUGCAUAGACCUCAGUUGGCCUGAAGAUAGAUGGUUUCUGCAUCAUCAUAGAGGCAUUGUCAGAUUAGACUAGAAGGUUGAGAUCCUGCCCCACCUGCUUUGGGGCAGUCCACUUUGUGCCUUGGUAGCACACCCUUCUUUAGGUCAUGUAUUCACACCAUCAGGGAAGAAAUGUCAGGAUAGAGUUUUUGAAGAUGGAUGAGCCUGGGAGCUCUUGUCAGGCUAAAUGAGCCAGACACAUGAAUGACAGCAGAUUAUGAUCA
Diaporthe batatas is the source of this 3780-nucleotide messenger RNA. Its product is annotated as citrin. Gene Ontology annotation, biological process: L-glutamate transmembrane transport; aspartate transmembrane transport; malate-aspartate shuttle. Bases 753 to 2867 code for a protein of 704 amino acids. The transcript has 3 exons. Gene Ontology annotation, molecular function: L-glutamate transmembrane transporter activity; calcium ion binding; L-aspartate transmembrane transporter activity. NCBI's taxonomy places the organism in Eukaryota, Fungi, Ascomycota, Sordariomycetes, Diaporthales, Diaporthaceae. The record is from RefSeq and is a predicted model, not a curated record.